This is a messenger RNA of Lactuca saligna, 1140 nucleotides long. Lineage: Eukaryota; Viridiplantae; Streptophyta; Magnoliopsida; Asterales; Asteraceae. The record is from the annotation of a GenBank genome assembly.
AUGGCAAUGGAAGUUGAAGUUGAAGAGAAGAAAGAUGAUUUGGGCGAUAUUGUAAUUUCACCUCUUGGGUUGUUCCCACGCCCUUGGGUUGAAUCUUCUUGUGAUGGUAAAGUGAUUGAGCAUUUCUGGCUUUUUGGUUGUGUAAUGGCGAAAGCUCUUCAAGAUGGGAGGCUUUUGGACAUGCCUCUUUCUACUGCUUUCUACAAGCUUGUUCUUGGACAAGAGCUUGAUUUACAUGAUGUUUCUUCUUUUGAUGCUGAACUUGGGAAGACAUUGCAAGAAUUGCAAGCGAUUGUUUGUCGGAAAAAAUACCUGGAGUCAACACCUAGGCAUGAUUGCAAUGCAAUACUUGACUUAAAUUUCCGAGGUGCUCCUGUUGAAGAUCUUUGUUUGGACUUCACACUUCCUGGAUUUCCUGAUUACAUUUUGAGACCUGGCAAUGAAGAUGUCAGCAUAGACAAUUUGGAAGAGUACAUUUCCCUUGUAGUUGCUGCUACUGUCAAGACAGGUAUCACAGACAAAUGGAAGCAUUCAGAGCUGGUCUUUGACAUUACGGCUUUGCAAAUAUUCACCCCAAAUGAAUUAGAUCAUUUACUUUGUGGCCAACGAGAGUUGUGGGAGGCUGACAAACUUGUGGACCACAUAAAAUUCGAUCACGGAUAUACUUCCAAGAGCCCUGCAAUAGUCAACUUGCUUGAGAUAAUGGAGAGUUCACUCCCGAACAGCAAAGGGCAUUUUUUGACCAUUGUGAGAAAGCACUCUUCAACAAGCAGUAAUGUGACAUCGAGUGCGGGUGGCGCGUCGGAAUCUGCAGAUGAUGACUUGCCAAGUGUCAUGACAUGUGCUAAUUACUUGAAGCUUCCUGCUUAUUCCACCAAGGAAAUUAUGUACAAGCAACUGGUGUAUGCUAUCACUUUUGGAAUUUGGAAUCAUUUCUUAACUGCAAUAAAAGUUUCUCCAGGCGCCCUCCCGGACUCUCAAUCUCAAGUUAUAUGUGGAUGUGGUGAUUUGAUCCGAUGGUUUGUUUGGUUUCUACAGAAUUUGUUUUGUAAAUAGCAACUAGCAAAACAUCGUAUUAUUUGUCUCUCUUAUAAGUCUUAUAUCUCUAAUCGCUACUUCUGUUUACAUGGUUCCUUACGC